Molecule: messenger RNA, 1077 nt
Organism: Boeremia exigua
Lineage: Eukaryota; Fungi; Ascomycota; Dothideomycetes; Pleosporales; Didymellaceae
Exons: 6
Coding region: 1-1077 (358 amino acids)
Source: RefSeq, a predicted model, not a curated record
AUGGGGGCCCCACUCGCCUUCGCGCUGCGUCUCCUCUGGUUCGCCGCCUGCGCCAACAGCCUUCCAAUCAACAAUCCCAGCAACAAUUUAGCUGUUCGGGCGGAGGCCAAGAGCGACAAAGAAGGCUUGUCAGACGAAGCGAUCAUUGGGAUCGCUGCCAUCUCGGUUUCCGUCCUUCUUUCCGUCCUUGCUCUCGUUCUGUCUGCACUGCGCAAGCGCAUUCUCGGCUGCUGCACCGCAGGCAAACAUCGAACACUGUUGAAUCGGCGUCGACGAAGACACAUACUACGACUGAGACAGUCUUGUGAACACCUUUUGUGUGAAUAUGAAUACAAAACGCGUCCAACGUCCACAGGGACCAAAGAGCCGUAUAUUGUACAUAGAGAUGGCGGAGCUGGAGGUGGGAUCAGUUACGGUCAACCGUCAUCAUGGAAGGACAAGCCUCUGCCGCCUCUUCCUCCUGAGGGAGUAAAAGAGUCUAACUUGAAGGCACUGCCUCCUCUUCCUUUCGAGAAAGACGCGCGGUCUUCUGCAAAGCCGACGUUAUCUAAGUUUCGAGAGAUGGACUGCGACGUUAUGACUGAGACUGUCGAGAGUGGGUCUCAAUUCUCAGGUGAGACUAAGAAGGAUGAGAAUUACUUCAGCUCUCUUAUCGUGAAAAUGUGCUCAUACUAUCUGUUCGCCUACGCCCACGUGGGCACUACUACACAAAGUGCACCGACUCAACUCAACCUGCUGCGCAAGAACACAAUGUCUUCUUCAACCACUUCCCUUCUGCAGCCUGUCGCUGCGGAAAGGCCACGAACAGUCUCGUUCGGCAACACGCCCACACCUGAGCGCCCUCUCAACUCACGCAAGUCGACUAUGACCACAGCCACCACCUCCUCGAAGACCUCUGAGUCUCACUGCCCCCAAUGCGACGACUCGACCUCCAAGCCUCUGAAUAAGAUGAAGUCGAUGUCCGAUUUGGAUAAAGAGAACGAAGCACGCAUCGCGAAGUCACACAAGGGGAAGGUGACGAAGGGUGUUGUCGGCAUGAUGAAGAAGAUCAAGGGUGCUUGGGCGAAGAAGGCGUAA